AUGUCGGAUGGGCUAGGGAGGGCGCGUAGUGCUGAAUCCAGCAGUGAUCCGAAUCUGCCUCAUGCCCCCGGCCUUUCCCCACUCGCCAGCCCGCGCUCCCAGCACAUGCGCAGUUCAUCGCAACUUCUGUCCCCUCGAAUUUCCGAUUUGGUGCGAGAUUCAAAGCUAGAAACCCACUUUCUACCCGACAGCAGCGUUGAGACCGUGCAUACCUACCAUGAACCGGACUACAAAUCUCGACGUCGACUCGUGUCUAGAUCCGAACACUGGAGAAGGUAUAGGAAAAUUGGUGGUGGGAGUUAUGGCAGUGUCUGGCUGGAAAAGUGCACCAAAGGAGCGCGACAGAAUGAACUGCGCGCCAUCAAGCAGAUGGAGGUACGCCGACAAUCGACACGGGUGGAUUAUUAUCGGGAGUUGAAGGCUAUAGCGAAAUUCUCGCAUUGGAAAUACGAGCGUGCCUUUGUCAAAUCGUUCGGUUGGUACGAGAGUCCCGAGUACUUGUUUAUCGCAAUGGAAUACCUGGAGUUAGGCGAUCUUCAUACAUACCUGCACCAGAAACCGGCGCUACCAGAACACGAGGCGAAGGAAGUCACAUUUCAAAUCCUGGAUGGUCUAUUUUUGAUGCACGACAAUGAAUUUGCACACCGUGAUAUGAAACCCAAAAAUGUCCUGAUCAAAUCGUGUCCUCCAGAUGAGUGGUGGGUCAAGAUAGCGGACUUCGGCAUCAGCAAACGGAUCGAAGGUGAAAUUGGACAGUCGUCAAUGUUGAAGGGGACGCGUGGAUAUAUUGCGCCCGAGCUGUACGGUUUCGUCAAGCGUGGCAGCCCAUAUGCACCGGACCUUUGGGCGGUCGGAGAAAUCGCAUUCCAAAUGCUCACCAGGCAAUCGUCGAUUAAGAACCUCGGCGUGCUUUCUCAAUAUAUGAACAAUCUCCAGAUGUUUCUGAUCGCGACUGGCGUCAGCCAGAGCGGUCAGGAAUGCAUGUUCUCUCUAUUGCAUCCGGAUCCUACUCUCCGCGCAACAGCAGAGAUGGCCCUGCAACAUACGUGGUUCAACGAGGCUCCUAUAUCCCGUCAGGGGUCAGUACGAUCGGCGCGCAACGCAUCGCCUCCAGCUCCUGUGGCUGAUCAAGAAACCGAAGAGCUCGCAACGUGGAAUACUCUUGCCACCCAUGAGUCAGAGAGCAGCUCUUCCAAUCCCAACCAGGAGACUCCGAUGGGAACAUGGAACACUGAAGUUGACCGCGGAAUUGGGGUUGGCAUCGACCCCCGGCUGCUGUUCCCUUUUCCAGGAGAAGGAGAGACGAAAUACGAUCCCGUGACGGGGAAAUUCAGUCUUGUCGUAGAUCAAGAAACCGAAGAGCUCGCAAAGUGGAAUACUCUUGCCACCCAGGAGUCAGAGAGCAGCUCUUCCAAUCCCAACCAGGAGACUCCGAUGGGAACAUGGAACACUGAAGUUGACAACGGAAUUGGGGUUGGCAUCGACCCUCGGCUGCUGUUCCCUUUUCCAGGAGAAGGAGAGACGAAAUACGAUCCCGUGACGGGGAAAUACGUCUUGUCGUAG
Messenger RNA from Aspergillus melleus, 1563 nucleotides. Its product is annotated as serine/threonine-protein kinase. NCBI's taxonomy places the organism in Eukaryota, Fungi, Ascomycota, Eurotiomycetes, Eurotiales, Aspergillaceae. Gene Ontology annotation, biological process: protein phosphorylation; mitotic DNA damage checkpoint signaling. Gene Ontology annotation, molecular function: ATP binding; protein serine/threonine kinase activity. Gene Ontology annotation, cellular component: cytoplasm; nucleus. The record is from RefSeq and is a predicted model, not a curated record. The transcript is spliced from 3 exons. The coding region runs from base 1 to 1563 and encodes 520 amino acids.